This is a messenger RNA of Plasmodium vivax (malaria parasite P. vivax), 1614 nucleotides long. Its product is annotated as coproporphyrinogen III oxidase, putative. Gene Ontology annotation, molecular function: coproporphyrinogen oxidase activity. The record is from RefSeq and is a predicted model, not a curated record. The coding region runs from base 1 to 1614 and encodes 537 amino acids. Gene Ontology annotation, cellular component: cytoplasm. Lineage: Eukaryota; Apicomplexa; Aconoidasida; Haemosporida; Plasmodiidae. The transcript is spliced from 2 exons.
AUGAAAGAUGAGGUAGGUCCCAACUGGAUGAACGAGAUCCCAAACCAGACGCACGAGUUGUCCCAGUCUCCACGUUACAUAUUUGAACCAUCCCCCAAUGAAAGAUUCCGGAACAGUUGGGAAAAUCUGCUAAAGCUCGAGCAGAACAACAUAUGCAGCUUAUUCGAGUCACUAGAUACAGAAAAGUUUAGAGAAGAGACUUGGACAAAGAACAACUCGAAGAAGAAACAAAUCGGCUCAGGCAUUACGAGGAUUUUAGAAAAUGGACGAGUGUUUGAAAAGUGUGCCGUUAACUACUCAUGUGUGUAUGGAACCAUCGACAGAGAGACUGCCAAGCAGAUGUGCACCAACCAGUAUAAUAAGGAAUACAUCACUAGCAAAGAAAUUUGCAAUACGGAUGAGCUGAACCAAAUUAUCGUUCGUAUUAUAAACAACGGGGGGUUAAAACUAGAUCGAGAGAAAUACAAGUACUAUGCUUCUGGGCUGUCUAUCAUUGCUCAUCCCGUGAACCCCAACUCGCCCUCCAUCCACAUGAACUUUCGCUUUUUCCAGGUGUUCGUCAGAACUGGGCGUAAAAAGAAGAAAAACGCCCCAGCUGCGGGGGGUAGCACUACGGCCUACAGGAGCGUCGGCGGAAACGCCAACACAUACGCCGCUCCCAGUAAAGGGUGUCAAAAUGGACACCUCACCAACGCGAACGCAAGUGCUAGCGGUACCUCCACUAUGAAAAGUCUUAUAGAUAACAAUUACCGAAGCUUGAAACACUGGUUCGGGGGGGGAUGCGACUUGAGUCCCAGUUACAUCUUCCCAGAAUUAUUCAUCCAUUUCCAUCACUCAUUUAAGGUGGUCUGCGAUAAGUAUAAUCACCUCUUUUACAAGUACUUCAAAAAAUGGUGCGACAUGUAUUUUCGAAUAAGGCACAGAAAUAUAAGCAGAGGAAUUGGAGGGAUUUUUUUUGACAAUUUAUUGGACAACACCAUAAAGACAAAGGCAAAAGGGAAGGGGAAAAAUGCAAAAGCGAGGGAAUUGCAAAACGUCAGUCUCAACCUUAGCAACAGGAAUGGAAGUAGCGUGAACGCCAACUGUGGUAGUAGCCAUCCGAAUAAAAAAAUUGCAUCCGAUGGAAGGCAGUGCAAAUGUCACAGCUGCAACCCCAUCAUGGAUAGCAGCUACAGAAUGAUUUUCUUAUUCGUUCAAGAGUGCAUCAUUAACUUUCGCAAAUCGUACCUGUACAUCCUCGCGCAGACCAUUCAUUGCAAAUACGAUGACAGUAUGGUUAAUUGGCAACGUGUCUGUCGAGGCAGAUACGCAGAGUUUAAUUUAAUUUACGACCGAGGCACCAAGUUUGGACUCGAAUUAAAUACCUACAAAACGUAUAGGAGAAAAAAACAAGCAGAUAAAAUUGAAAAUUAUGCUUCCACUUUUUUGAAGGAUGAAGUUUUUUCUGACCAGAAUUCGGACUACCUCUCUGAUGAGCAUGAAAAGAUCGAUAACGUCUUUGCCUCCCUCCCCCUCAAGUGCGAAUUUUUUUACAAGUACAAAAUUGUCAAGUUCUCGCGCGAGUACGAGACGCUGCAGGUGUUGAAGCAUCCGAAGAAGUGGGUCGACUACUAG